GACGAGGGCAGGGAGAGGUUCCGCGAACGGAAGGGGAUGAACAGGAAGAGCAAGGGCUGCGCACACAGAGGGGGAAACUGCUGGCAGUGUUGGUUUUUCUAAGUGUAUUUAUUCACCCCGUCUCCUUUCCUAUUGUGUUAAUGAUUUUCUCUAUCUGUGUAAAUGUCCCUUUAAGUUAGUUUAUUGGCGCCACGGUCAGUGCUUCCUCUACAGUAAGCGUAUUAUCAAGCUAGCGACUCUUGACUGUCUCCAGCCUGCAACUUCCCGUCACCGAGAAGAACGAAGACGAGAAGAGCGAGCAGCUGAAAAGGAAACAGGGUCGGUCAAUAAGAAUACAGCGAAAUCUACACGGAUAUCAGACUGAUAGACAAGUCGAUAUCGUUGUCUUCUUUUAGUCGACUAGGCGGAUCUGCGUUCUUCUCAUUGUGGCUUGCUUGCCAGCCGUCGUUUUCAUUGUUGAGCACCCGGCUGCGGCUUGCUCCACUGUCGCCGAGGCUCGAGCCAACCACUGGUGGGGGGUUUAAUGGGAGCCUUGUUUCGAUAGAACUCCCUUCUCCCCCCCACCCCCCCGACGGACCCUCGCUCGAAUCCAAUUCGGGCGCUGUCUUCCCCGAGGGGUGCCCUGUUUUUGCUUAGUCUGACUGGGGAAGGAGGGCGGUCCCCCAGCCUUGACUGUCGCUCUGGCCGACCCUAGUGAACCCUAAUAUGGCAGGAAAUCUGAAGAAAGGCGGAGGACUGAUCGGGAUGAUGAAGGACGCGUUUCAGCCCCAUCACCACCUCCAUUCCAAUCACCAACCAGGGGCCGUGGACAAAAAGACGGUGGAGAAAUGCUGGAAACUAAUGGACAAGGUGGUGCGACUGUGCCAGAACCCCAAGCUGGCCCUGAAGAACAGCCCACCUUACAUCCUGGACCUGCUGCCAGACACCUACCAGCACCUCCGCACCAUCCUGUCCCGCUACGAGGGCAAGAUGGAGACGCUAGGCGACAACGAGUAUUUCCGCGUCUUCAUGGAGAACCUGACCAAGAAGACCAAGCAGACCAUCAGCCUGUUCAAGGAGGGCAAGGAGCGCAUGUAUGAGGAGAACUCUCAGCCCAGACGGAACCUGACCAAGUUGUCGCUGAUCUUCAGUCACAUGCUGGCUGAGCUCAAAGCCAUCUUCCCCAACGGCCUGUUCCAGGGGGAUAACUUCAGGAUCACCAAGGCUGACGCCGCCGAGUUCUGGAGAAGAUCAUUUGGGGACAAGACGAUAGUGCCUUGGAAGGUGUUCCGGCAGGCACUGCACGAGUUCCACCCCAUCAGCUCGGGCCUGGAAGCCAUGGCCCUCAAGUCCACCAUCGACCUCGCCUGCAACGACUACAUCUCCGUCUUCGAGUUUGACAUCUUCACCAGGCUUUUCCAGCCUUGGUCGUCUCUGCUGAGGAACUGGAACAGCCUGGCGGUGACUCACCCGGGCUACAUGGCCUUCCUCACCUACGAUGAGGUCAAGGCCCGGCUGCAGAAGUUCAUCCACAAGCCUGGCAGCUACAUCUUCAGGCUGAGCUGCACGCGACUGGGCCAGUGGGCCAUCGGCUACGUCACUGCAGAUGGGAACAUCCUGCAGACCAUCCCCCACAACAAGCCCCUCUUCCAGGCCCUCAUCGACGGCUUCCGGGAAGGAUUCUACCUGUUCCCCGACGGGCGCUCCCAGAACCCAGACCUCACAGGACUGUGUGAGCCCUCGCCACAAGACCAUAUCAAAGUCACACAGGAGCAAUAUGAGCUGUACUGUGAGAUGGGCUCCACCUUCCAGCUGUGUAAGAUCUGUGCGGAGAACGACAAGGACGUGAAGAUCGAGCCCUGCGGUCAUCUCAUGUGUACCUCCUGUCUCACCGCCUGGCAGGAGUCGGAGGGUCAGGGCUGCCCAUUCUGCCGGUGUGAGAUCAAGGGCACGGAGCCCAUCGUGGUUGACCCCUUUGACCCCAAGGACCCCAUAGGGGGCUCCUACGGGAGCUGCAGGGGUAUUUUUGGGGCGGAGGGUGCCCCGUCGCCCAGCUACGACGAUGACGACGACGACCGGCUGGAAGACCCCCACCUCAUGAUGAGCAAGCUGGCCUGUUCCAAGGUGGAGCGGCCCCCUUCGCCCAUGUCCCUUGCGCCCCAGUCCUCCCUGCCCCCCGUGCCCCCCCGCCUCGACCUCCUGCAACACCGACCGCCCAACCCCCCAGGAGCAUCCAGCCCAGGGACCACGUCCAAGGCGUCCUCCCACCACAAGGACAAGCCUCUCCCACUGCCCCCAGCCCUGAGGAACCUGCCCCCUCCUCCUCCACCAGACAGACCUCUCUCUGCCGGGCCUGACGGGUGGCUCGGCAGACGGCCACUACCCUGCACCCCCCUGGGGGAACCCAAGCUCCCCCCGGCCCCGCCCAACCGUAACCUGGCCGACUGGAACCCCAGGCCGGUGCCCAAGGCCCCCGGACAGCCACCCGGUGUGGGAGACAGGCAGCUCUCCAACAGACACUCCCUCCCACUGGCCCUACCGUCAGCCCUAGACGGAUGCACAGACGGACAGCGGAACAACAGCUCGCUCAGUCUGGACCAUCAGCUGGUGAAGGGAGCCCAGAGUUUUGGAGGCACGGCGUCUGGCAGUCAGGAGUAUGACAACCCCAAAGUGAGGCCUUCGGUGUCGGCCAAUGCCAUCUAUGCUCUGGCUACAAGACCACAUCCAGAUCUGAAGCCUGUGGCUGGGGGAGAGACCUACGAGAGUGACGAGGAGUCCGACUACAUGAUCCCCACCUCUCGGCCCGUGCUGGCCCCCAUGGCAGCCCCCCUUGUGGUGACAGAGGCCCCAGCUCCCAAACCCCCCCAGCCCAGCUCUCUUAACUCAUGGCCCAUGCUGAAGGACCUGGAUGAAGGACCUCAAAUGUAUGAAGCCAUGUAUAACAUCCAGGCCCAGGCCCUCACAGCCUCCCUGCCUCACCUGGCCAGAGACUCGGAUUGCUCUGAGCUGCCCCCCAUGGCCAGUACCAAUGGUCCCAUCUGGGAGAUCCCCUGCCCGGUCCGGGAGCUUCCCGAGGAGGUAGAGGAGGAGAACGGCUAUGACAUCCCCAAACCAGCUUUGCCCAUGGCCCGACGCACCCUCUCCGAGCUGGGGGCCGCCACCAGCCGUCUUGUCAUGGACAGCGAGCCCGGAGCGUCUGCCUCCUUCUCAGAGUCCAGUGACGCCCCAGAGCGGCCGCCCAAGCCCCUCCCCCGCCGCUUCAACUCAGAGCGCCGGCGCAGCCCCAUACCUCCUGGAUUAGGCACUGGAGGAGGCGGAGGAGGGUCGGGAGAAGGAGGUGGAGGAGUAGCCAACCCCCAGAUCACCAGCGAGAUUGAGCAUCUCAUGAGCCAAGGCUAUACCUACCAGGACAUCCAGAAAGCCCUGAUGAUUGCACAGAACAAUAUGGAGAUGGCCAAGAAUAUCCUGCGCGAGUUUGUCUCCAUUCCCUCCACGGCGCACAUUCUUACAUAGUACCUCCUCUGCUCCAGCCCUGCCCAGCUCAGCCCAAAGCCCAUCGCCUGCAGUACUAGCGCUUCAGUGCUAACCGGAGCCCCUGCAGUCUCCUGUCCGGCGCCCUCUCAAAGCUAGCUCGAUGCUAACUGUGUGUGACUCCGAGCCCUGCACUCCACGUGAUUUCUCAAGAGAGUCUGGACGCCUUUUGUAAUGUGCUGCAGGGCCACUCUCCAUAUCCCAUGUGGUGAUGCUGAUGGCUCAUCAUGCAACCGAAGCUUCGGCGGUCUUUCUCAGUCGUUUUCGCAUCCUCCCGAGGCCUCUACCGAAAUGUAAUCGACACCUCGCAACAAAAAAAAACAUGUACGUGUGUCUAUAUAAGAAUUUAAUAUAUAACAAAAUAUAUAUUAAAUGUGUAUAAUGUAUACAUAUAUAUUUCCCAUGAGUUCCGCUUCGAAGGUCUUUUUUUUUUUUCAUGUCGUUCAUGUUAAGGAUAGAUUGCAGAGGUCAAAGAUGGUGGUUCUUUGAAGCCGCUCUGAGCGAGAGAGCACCCUUCUAUAGUCCCCAGCCCUCACUUUGAGGAGAAAGACAGACUUGGUUUAGCAUUUAGAAGCAGGCGUUUCCUAAACAUUUGGCAACAUGUCAAAUGUGGCCUUUUUAAUGAUAUUGCUUCGGUACUUUCUGGGGGAAAUUAGUGUUUGUGUGUUGCCUCAAAGUAGCAUAAUGUUAGUGUUAGAGGUCUGGACUGUCAUCUCCAGCUAAGGUUGUAGCCCAGUGUGUGGUUUGUGUGUGUGCGCUUUCAAGUGAUCUACAGCUAAGGGAAAGGUUAAACCCAUAGGGUGUGUGUCUUUGUCUGGGAUGUGUCUUUGUCUGGGAUGUGUGUUAGGUGUGUCUGGCCAUUGACUUGGCUACUAGGGUAGGGAUGCGUGAUGGCUGACCGAGUUCACGGUUGACAAUUUGACUUAAGCCCGGUGAAAAGCAAAGCUGUUUUGACUGUGUUAUUAGAUAUAUGCAUCAUUUUCUACUGUGGGUAGCUUUAUUUCCUACAUCUAAUCGCCUCAUCAGUGAUUUCGAUGACCAAACUGGGACUGGGAAGCCUGUGUUUAGUUUUUUCACUAAGACGGUUUUUAGAGGCAGUCCUGGCUCUGCUGUUAAGCCACACAAAUGUGUGAUACCAACUUCGGAUGACUUGGAUGUCUAUGUUAGCGCAGUGGAAGAGGGGAUGCUCUCUCUCACUCCCACUCUGUCAGAUCUAAUCAAUCGAAGCCAUCUGGGAGGUCCCGAUUGGCCCAUGUCCCAAUCCCUCUUCUAUCCCUGAGCAAAAUGAAUGCUGGUUGGUCGUUCAUCCUUAAAUGUAGUGCUCUUUCUAAACAUACUUCUCUCUACCAAUCGUCUGAAUGGGAGGGGCAAAGUGUACUUAAAUCUAACGGUGGGCAAAAAAGUAUUGACGGAUUCUAUUAAAGGCCCAGUACCGGGCCAAGAUGUUAUGAUGUGUUGAACACAGCUCCGACAUGAGGAGAGCUUCGUCCGAGACGUACACCGAAGCUGUUCAUCGUUGUGAAAGAAAAAAAAAUAUGUCAUCGAUUUACUUUAAUAAUAUAUUAUUAUUAUGAUCAUUAUUGUUAUUAUUAAUUCAGAAGUGCUUUACUGCUGCUACUAUUGUUAUUGCUAUACUAUUAAGCCUUAAAUGUACAUUUGUGAAUAUUGUUGUUUGACCUCUUUUUUUUUUGUUCUUUUUUUUUUAAAGUGACAGUAUCUAAUUUGUGUUCUUUAUUUGGUGAUGUAGCAUACUUGAAAAUGCAAGCAGCUUGGGUUGUGCAAUUCAAGCUGAAUUCAGUUGUUUUCUUAUCUUUAGUGUUGGACUGGAUAGCCUUUAGGGGAAUUAUGAUGACAUCAUAAAUCGCACUGUCAGCAUAUUGACCGAAGUGGUAGCACCGGCAGAACGAACGAUGUGAUUGAAGAAAAGGAACAGUGCCAUAACUCAGUCAGACGUCUGUAUUGUAAAUGCCUCCACUUAAAAGGGGAGUACAUCUAAUCCAGAUGAAAUUGGGUGUUGUGCAAGCUUUGUUAUUAAGGAACGUCUUAAUUGCACAGCUGCAAAAAGCCCAGUAGCUUAGGGAACAAGGACAUGUUGAGACGCACACCCAAAAUGUUGAUGAGUCGCCCCCCCCCCCCCCC
Molecule: messenger RNA, 5649 nt
Organism: Oncorhynchus mykiss (rainbow trout)
Lineage: Eukaryota; Metazoa; Chordata; Actinopteri; Salmoniformes; Salmonidae
Product: E3 ubiquitin-protein ligase CBL
Biological process (GO): cell surface receptor signaling pathway; negative regulation of epidermal growth factor-activated receptor activity
Cellular component (GO): plasma membrane; membrane raft
Molecular function (GO): calcium ion binding; ubiquitin protein ligase activity; SH3 domain binding
Source: RefSeq, a predicted model, not a curated record